AGACCUAAAAGGAACUCCGUGCGCCGCGCGGCCAGGCCACUCCGUGCAAUGUUACGCGUUAAGGUACCCCCGUGCGUAGCCAGUGCCCGGUCUCGAGUCUCGCUCCUCGCGUCGCGCCCCAGGUCCUCCCGGCGGACCGCCUCGACGUCGGCCCAGUGAUCGCGAUCGCCGCCCUGAGAUGGCGCACGGCGUGAGCGAGAUGCUCGCCGAGGGGAGCACCGUGAAGACGCUGGCGAAGCACCACCAGCAGGCGCCCCACCAGCCGCGACAGCAGGGCCCCCAGGUACCCCCGCGGCACCCGAUGCACCCGGUGCCCCAGCCCUCCAGGAAGACGGUAGGCGCGAUGGGCAGCAGGCGCAUCUUCGCGCCCGCCUUCAAGCUGCGCGUCCUCGACUCCUACCGGAACGACAUCGAUUGCCGGGGAAAUCAACGCGCAACGGCCAGGAAGUACGGGAUCCAUCGUCGGCAGAUUCAGAAGUGGCUGCAGUGCGAGGAGAACCUGAGGAGCAGCUGCACGGACAGCGUGGCGACCGCGCCUUCGACGCCCGCGACGACGUCGGUCUCGACGCCGGCGCCGUCGUCCGCGUCCGUUCCCUCCCCGGACGCGGCGGAGGCCGGCGCGGGCGGCGGCGGCGUGACUCCAGCAGCGCCGGCCUUGAACCUCAGCCUCGCCAGACUGCACGGCGACGAGCCGCCCGCCCGCCAAGGGCCCCCGCCAGUCCCGGGCGAGGCCCCCGCGCGGCGCUCCCCCUGCUCGCCCCGGUACGGCCAGCCCUUCCGGGACCCUCGGAGUCGCACCGCGCUGCAGGAGGACGUCGACCGCGGCGCCGACCCCGCCGAUCGGGAGCGCAAGUUCGAGCCGACCUCGCCGUCUGGCGCCUACGGCUCGCCCAGCGAGGUCACCGAGGCCUUCCGCCAGUCCCUGGCGCAGUUCCGGCAGGAGUUCUACGCCGGCUGCCUUGAGGAGGCCCUCGACGCCGCCCAUCGCCGCCGCCCAAGACAUCGUCACCGGCAUCGUAAUUAUAUUAGCGAUAGCGAUAGCAAUAAUAAUAAUGGCGGCGGCGGUAACGGCGCUCGUGUGUACCGAGAGGCCGGCGGGGACGCGACGCCCGCGAUAAAGACCGAGCCAGCUAGCCCAGACUCCGCGGCGUCGCCAGGGCCGCACGACGAGCCCGCAGCGCGCGAGGCCGCACGAGCGCCGGUCGAGCCAGGGCCGGCGCCCUUCUCGCCGCCGGCUCCGACGCUGCCGACGCUACCCACACUGGCCGGGACGACACCGACGCUGGUCGCGCUGCCGACAUCGACGGUCGCCCGCUUCGAGCCAGCCAGCCCGGAGCGCACCCACGGCCCGAGCAGCGCGGAUUCCGAGAAGCCCCCGCGCCGCCGUGCGGCCGAGCCCGAGAACGGGGAGACUAGUCGACGCCACGCGGAAGAAGAGGAGUACCGGGAGAGGGGAAUCCCGGAGGCGGAUGGAGACUCGGACGUCGGUCGAGGAGCUACCAUCGAGGGACCUCGAGGAAGCCCCAGAAGUCCAGAUAGCCCGACUCUUCUGGAGGAAGGUUUGCAAGGAGCGUCGAAGAUCAACAUAGAGGCCGCGUACGCCGCGCCCUUGUCGCCCGGGAGCUCCGCCAGGUCGAGCACCAGCUCCGACAGCGAGAUGGAUCCUCUGGACUACUCGUCCGGGUCGGCGAAUCCUGCCGACCUGGCGCGACGUCGCUCCUUCUCGCUGAGGUUCAAGCUCGACGUCCUCGACGCCUUCCAUCGGGACGUCGGUGUCGCUGGGAACCAGCGCGCCACCGCCAGGAAGUUCGGCAUUAACCGGCGCCAGGUGCAGAAGUGGCUCAGCCAGGAGACGGAGCUCCGGGGGGAGAUCGCGCUGCGAGGAGGGAACUCCCGGCAGCGGCUGGGACCUGGGACUCAGGAAUCCGGAGGGGAGUCCGCGGUGGAUCUCAGAACCAGCGUCUCCGGAAGUGGACCGGACGUUGACGUAGACUCUCCGUCCCCUGCUGCGCCGCCAAGAAGUCUGCUCUACUGCUGCGACCUGACCUCGUCCAGCCGACUGGGCUACUACAAACAAGUCGUGGACUCCACCGAGGUGCCGUCCAGGUGCACCCUGUCCUGCUGCGCCGAUGCCGGGGCCUCCUGCUAUCAGGACCCCUCGUGGAGACGCUCCUGCCAUCCGGAGACCCGCGGUGUUUUCUACUGCUACUCGCCUAGGGAUGGCCAGGAGGCCCCCUCUGGCCACGCCGAACCCCCGGAAGUCGUCAGCUCGUCGCUGAAGAGGGUCUGCACCCUUUCCUGCUGCUACGAAGGCGCGCCCUCGCCCAAGAGGAUAUGCCUCGACGCGGAUGACGUCCACGUGGUGUCGUCAGGGUCCGAUCUGCCGCCCCAAGAGGCGCCGCUGUGUCUCGUCAAGCCCAAGAGGAUCGGCCAGGCGUCCCCGCUUCAGGUGGAGCCCGUAACCAGCACCGUCCCGACGCCACCUGCCGUCCCACCGGCGCCCUCCAAGAAGGACGCCAUUCUCUUCAAGCCCUAUCUCGACAAUCCCAUCGCCAAGCCUGCGGAUGAGUACGCGCUGCCCAACAACAACAACUGCCACGGUAUCUGUAAUCUAAACGAGGACAGGGGACACGACUACGCCCUGGAGCUCAGCCUCCGGAUGCCGGUGUCCUGGAGGACCCAUCUAGGAGACCCCAUGGAACCAUACACCAACUGCUUUCCCAGAGUGAGGAGCGCCUUCGUUAGGUAUCCCGCCAGUCCACAUUACACCUAGGUGUCUUAUCAGCGAGAUCGAUGCCGCCACCCUUCCGGGUCUUCCUCUUGGUCGGACAUUUUUCACUUUCUUGGAUACGAUCCUCGGUUUAGAGAAAUGUCUCUCUCUAACCAGUCUCUCGGGUCUUUGUUUCCACGUUCAAGGGGAAAACGGUUUACCCGGUUUUACUGCACGCUGCUAAUCAUCCUACGUUUUUAUGGUAGCCAAUCGCAACUAGCGAUAGUGGACUCCGUCGCGCUUUUCGCUAUUCACUCGCCAACGUCCCACUACGGAAGCGGGAUAAGACGCAACUGGCGGCGUAACGGUUGCCAUUGUCUCUCGAAAAUGUAGGAUGACUAUCUCCGUGACUAUUAAUGGCAUUGAUUGAGGUAAAAGUUGAUGGUUGCCGAUGCUACCGAGUCGCGGCCUCGGCACGAUUAAAUGGCAUUAUCCAGGGUUAGCUCGGCAUUCGGAGAAAGUAGCGUAAAGCUGCCGACAGCUUUAACCCUUUGUCUCAGCCCUCGAUUAUCCUGAGCUAACCUGGAUGUCACUCGAUAUUUCCAGAUCUUACAACCGCCCGACCAGUAACAUCGGCAUCCGGUGUAUCCGCCCUUGAGCGCACGUUGCAUCAGCAACUAUUAACUCUUUCGCCAUUCCUAACCUCGCCACCGCCACGGAACCUCGAGUUUUGCUACUUUAACCUCAAAAUCGGCGAUUUUUCUCUUUUUCAAUUUGAAGUCACGCCUUUCGAUAAUAUACCUAGUGUUUUUAAAUUCUCGAGGAUUUAAAUGGCAGAAAUCUAACCGAGAAUGUUAGAUAGAGAAUUUAAGGGAAUCUAAGAGAACUGAGAAUGUUUAAUAUAAUUUAUUACCUUUAUUAAGGUAUUAAAUUAUAUUCACGAAGUCAAGGCAUUUCUUAGCUUAAAAUACUGCUCUUCUAAUUAAUGAUUACUUCCUUGCUCGUAUUAAUUCCAAAAUGCCCCAAAGGGUUAGGAGGUUAGGUUACUCGAUCAAUUGUCUCUCGUCCAUUGGAAGUUGAAAAAUUCUGGUACUGGACAUUUACGAAGCUUUCAUCUUUAAAAAUACAACUUAAUUUUUCACGCAGCAUAGUAAUCCCUCGUAGUUAGUUAAAAUCAUUGAAAGAGACUUGAACGUCAUUAAAGAAAAGAAAAAUUCAAUUCCCACAAAUUCUCAUAAAUUCCAGGAGAAUUUAAUCACUCGUUGUAUUCUCGGUUAUAUUAAUACAAGGCACUAAAAGUUCUAAAUAUACAUUCUCCUACCGGUUCGUGGCGAGUGGUUUUAGGAACGAGGGUCGCCAUGUUGGAUUUUAACGGAGGCUGAUUGGCUACUCCUGAUGGACCUUGCUUCUCAUUGGUCGGUUACUCAGAACCCCUGGGCAGCGGCCAAUCAGCGUCCAGGAAAAUCCAAGAUGGCGCCUCAACCCUGAGGAAUGACCCCAGAGCGAAGGGCUGGCUUAAAUCUCGAUCGGCCGUACGUGAUCCUCGCCACGUAGGAUCAUAUCGCGCGCUCUUAUCGACCGUCCCGAUCGGGCCGGAGAGUGACGGAUAAAGGGAGGGAAGGAGAAGCCCGGGGAGCAAAUCGAGAUCGCGAUAAAGCACUCCCGGUCGACCUCGGGCUCCUCUGAUAAAGGAACGCCGUGCGACCGAAAGAGCCACCACCGUCGAGUCGUCCAUCUUGGAUUGUCGACACCUUGGCUCCUCUUAGCGCCCUCCCCCUCUCUCUCUCUCCCCCUAUAUGUUACUCUCUUCGCCCCGCGGCUUUAGCUCCGGCUCUUCUCUUCCCGCUGCUUUAUCUACCAGAUUAGAAGAGCUCCCGAGCCUCGCUAUCGACUAGGCCGCUUAGAGGUCGCCUCCGUACUCCGUGCUAUAAUUACGAAAUUAUGUCAGACCGAGCCGGGUACGUGACGAAUCGAAGGGCUUCGUGGAAGUGCAACGAGUCCGCCGAGUGCGUCAACUAAGCAGGCCUUCCGCGAAACCGCGCUCGAUCGUGGACCAGAUUUGCGGGGAAUCGAUCUUCGACGACCAGGAAAUCGCGACAUAGGGAUGUCCCUUGGUAAACGGGCGAGGGACCGUCAGUGGUUACGCCUCGAAUGAUAACCACGACGCCCUGAGCCGCUGAUAUUAGGGACAAGCCAAUGUAAAAUAACUCAGAAUUUUUAUAACUACUAUAUGAAAUAUUUCCUUUUAGUUUUCUAAGCCUUGAUUGGCACUUGUCAAGCUUGAAUUCAUCCCUUGAUAAAUGCGCGAGGGAUUAUAGUUCAAACGAAUACCACGAGGCGCUCGGAAAUGAGGUUAGGGACGUCCUAGUGAAAAAUUGGAAUUUUUUCAGACGGUGGAUUUUUAUAAUUAUUACAUGAUAUAUAUAUUUUUUAAAGCCUGAUUGGCACUUUUCAAGCUUGAAUUUGUCCUUUGAUAAACGCGGGAGGGAUCGUCGCCGAUCAUGGCUCGAAUGAAAACCAGGGGCUCGAAAGUGAGGUUAGGGACGUCCCAGCCUAUAAAUCGCUAAUGAAUCUCCAGAACACUGGAUGAAAUAUGAGAUAUUUAUUUUAUUUAUUUUUUGUUUUGUCUUCGAAACGAGCGCCGUUUUACCUAUCCACGCAAAUUGGCAAGUGACUUUCCAAGGGGAGAAUUCAACUUUUCGGCAGUCGAUGAUUUCGAUUACGCGUCGAUUUCCUGGCGUCGAGACGAAUUGAAUAUUGCUCAAGUAUAACCACUUCCAUGCGGAUUAAAACGACCCUUUAAAACGGCGGAACCAAAUUCGCGGUGACUCGCCGCCUUCUCCUGCCUCUUUGACCUGGCGAGGCUCACUCUGGUGGCCGACGGCGAAGUCCCCGAUGCGCGGCCAUUAUGCAAGACGGGCGAGUAGUCUACUUAAACGCGGACUCUGAAAACGAGAACGAGACACCGAAGAUCGCUCCACUCUCACAAGGAAGGUAUCCCAGGUCGAUCUCUCCGAUUUGAUUUCUUUUAUAAUAUGUUAUAGUAGACUAAAA
This is a messenger RNA of Orussus abietinus, 5764 nucleotides long. RefSeq lists its product as uncharacterized. The record is from RefSeq and is a predicted model, not a curated record. Bases 179 to 2773 code for a protein of 864 amino acids. The transcript has a single exon. NCBI's taxonomy places the organism in Eukaryota, Metazoa, Arthropoda, Insecta, Hymenoptera, Orussidae.